AUGCCCAUGCCGAAGUUAUUUCCAGGGCGCACAUCCAAACCGCCAUCACCCCCUUUCGAUGCCUCGAGUUUCGAUCCCAGCACCUUGAGCAAGGACGAACUGAAAUUAAUGGUCCUCGACCCAGACCUGUGUUUAAUAGGCACGAAACCCGCCCUUGAAGACGCAGCGUCAAAACAUGGCUGGGUCAGGAGAAAAUACACAGUCGAGGUAUCUCCUUCUGUACUGGCUCUCGGCAAAAACCCUUACCCAGGACUUAGGCAAAGUCGUUCAAUACCUGAACUAAACAGAGACACCCCAGCUUAUGAUCCUUGCCAACCAUGGUUCGGAGAUAACCCACUUCUUAGGUAUCUCACACCCUCAAAAUUGUUGCAAUUGGGUUGUAUCAACACAGGCACCGGCAUAUUCUCACCCAUAUCGCCCCAAUUCAGAAUUGAUCAGGAGGUCGCGGCAAGAGUUAGCAGACUGAGAACUGCCCCAGGACUGUAUAUGGGCAAGCACGAUGGCAUUCAUCCAAUUGUGCGUCGUAGCCAAUUUCGACUCACAUCCGACUAUGAGUACGAAUGUCUGAAGCCCACCCUGAGGAUCGUAACCAAGAUGCUGGAGAUGGACAGUGUUCUUGAUAUGCUGUGGUCCCUCGGUCAGCGUUGGACACAGGUAAGGGGUACAAAGAAAAUCAAGGAUGUUUACGUAUACUAUACUGGCCGAUCGACACCUCAGCAGAGACGAGAGACUGCUCUCGAGCUAGAGAAGCUGGUAGAUUUCGUACACUUCGAAUGGGGUGAUACAAAGAAUUUGGAUAGUGUCUGUGCGAAAACUUAUCCGAUGGAUGAGCCUGGGCUAAGAGGCGGAAUAACCACGCGUGCUUGCAGAGUCGGCCUCGACGAUGAAUUCCGAUACAUCAUCGCGGGUGGCAGCGCGUUGCGUGCAGAUCUCUACAAUCCUGAAGCGCAAAAUAUGUCCUCUUUCUUGCCUAUCUUAACAACCAUGUCGACCACUCAAAACAAGAACUCUACUUCCCAGCUCGAUGACACCGCACCUGAUGACUCGAACAAUGCUACCAACACAACAAUGACCACAGAAGAGAACUCGAGAGCCAAAAUCAAGAUGCUUGAGACUCAGCUUCAAGCCUCUCAGCAGGAAAAUACACGUCUCAAGAAAGCCCUCAAGAUAGAGGCUGAAUUCCGGGAAGCCAUUCGCAAAGCCUAUGAGAAGUUGAACUCGCCAAACUGA
Molecule: messenger RNA, 1230 nt
Organism: Aureobasidium melanogenum CBS 110374
Lineage: Eukaryota; Fungi; Ascomycota; Dothideomycetes; Dothideales; Saccotheciaceae
Exons: 3
Coding region: 1-1230 (409 amino acids)
Source: RefSeq, a predicted model, not a curated record